AUGGAUCAGCUAGUAAUGAAGACUGAAAUUCAUCCAAAUGGAGAUAUUCUUCUAUAUUAUGUGGAUGAAAAUCAAGAAUUAGGUGAGACAUCAGGUAUCCUAGAAAAUGAACAGCAAGAAGAUAUCCAAAUGUUAUCUGAAACUAAGUAUGUGAUCGAAGACACUGGUGAAAGUGAAUCUGCAGAUGAAUUAGACUUAGCACAAGCUAGCGAACAAUUAGCAACUGAACCCUGGACAGAUGAUGAAAUCAGACGUCUUAUUGUAUUUUAUUUAGAUAAUAAGGAGACAUUUCAAAGUGGCACUACCAAGAAAAAACAUUUAUGGGCAGUCGCCUGCAAAACCAUGCUUCUAGGCAAACAACCCCUAUCUUGUGAGUAUAAGCUGCGAGUGUUUAGAGACAAAUACUUUGAAAUACACGCUGAAAGGCUCAAAGGGAACAACACACAAUGGCCCUUCUACAAUUUGUGCCAUCAAACAUUUCAAAAUGACAAUCCAGUUGACUCAUACUUAAAUAUCAAUUGUACCACAGAAAUCGCGCCUGAGAAUAUUAAGAAAGAGAAUGUGCCCGUUGUAAAAAAGAAUGUAGGAGACGCAAAUGUUGAGAAAAUGCUAAAUUUGUAUAUACAAUAUAAAAAUAUUUAUAUGGGCAAUGUCAAUUCUAAAGCUAUUUGGGAUAGAAUAGCUCGGGAUAUGAAAGAGAAUGAUGUCGACUAUUGGUACAAACGCUUUUUGAACUUUAAACAACAUUAUAUAAGAAUGUUGCAUAAGAGAGUAUUCAGUGGAGAAGAUAGCAUUAACUGGCCGUACAUGAAACACUUUGAUAAGAUAUUCAAAGAAAAUCAAGAAUUCCAACGGAAGUAUGCACCAGCUGUUAAUAAUACAGAGAUUCAAUCAUGGAAUGAUACAGACAGAACGUUUUUAGCCAAAUAUUAUUAUGACUGUCUCCAUGAGUUUCAAGAUCCGACUAUACCAAAUAUAUAUUUGUGGAGAGAAGUUGGCCGAUUACUCGAUAAAAAACCUGACAAUUGUGAAGAAAAGUUUAUGGAAAUGAAAAAUAAACACUUCGAUACACUGUCACAAGGUAACUAUGAUUUGAAUGAACGCAUACCGUUGCAAAUCAUUCUAGAUUAUAUAAUAUCCAAAGAGGUUAUAUUGGAGUUGGAAAAAUCUAGUAAAUAUGAACAUUUGGAAGACUGGAACACUGAACUGUUAGAUGUCUUUGUGCAAUUCAUCUAUGACAAUAUAAAUAUGGUUAAGGAUUCUGUUUGUUUUUACAUUUGUUUAGCAAUUGUUGCUAAAAAACUAAACAUAAGAGUUUCUCUUUGUUUGAAACAAUGGAAUAAUUUGGUAGCGGUAUAUAAAUCUAUUAUGUAUGAUAAAAAGGAAAAUCCAGAAAUCGAAGUUGAUUGGCGGUAUAUAGAUAUGUUCGAUACAAUAUUUGAUUAUGGUAUGGACACUAAGUUGUUGGAAGGCUAUGAAAAAGAGAGGGAACAGGUGGAACAGAUAUCUGAAAAAGUUGGAGUAAAGAAGAUAAACAUAAAAGAUUUAGAAGAUAACGAGUACAACAGCGAUGUUGCCACAUAUAACGAAAAAGGUUAUACCACCCGUGAAAAGCGUAAAAUAGGCGAAGAAAAGGCCGUAAAGAUAUUGGAGUAUUACCUUAAAAAUAAAGAUAAAUUCAAUUCGCCUAAUUAUAAAAAACUGACGCUCUGGGCCUCACUUGCUAAUCAAAUAAGAAUAACACCAACGGAAUGUGCACAUCGCUUCAGAAAUCUCAAACAAGUGUAUGUGUCAUAUGUCCAAAAGGAAAUGAAUAAACCAGAAAUGCCAAUAAUAUGGCCUUAUUAUGCACUUUGCAAAAAGGUAUUCGGCUACAGAGCUAUAAAAUCAAAACUUAGAAACAGCAAAGCCGAUUCAAGCGAUGCUGAGGACUGGUCUCCUCGUGAGAUAAAGAAACUGAUUAACUACGCAGUUGCUUCUAAAAUAAUCCUAGAGGUGGAAAUUAAAGAGAAAUGGAAGGAAAUUGCCGAAGAGUUAGGUCGAUCUGAGGUUAGCUGUUGUGAUAAGUUUUUGGAGUUAAGGAAAUCAUAUAGGAAAUUGAAAACGAUGAAAACUAAUAAUCCAGAUACGAAAGUCUCGUGGAAGUAUUUUAAUAUGUUGGACGACAUUUAUUCAAGUACUGUCGCAAAAGAAGAGAGUAUGGAUGUUGAUAGCAUUAAAACGGAGGUUCUAGAGGCUGAUGAAGACUAUGAAUGUAUAAUUGUGAUACCUGAAGGGCAAGAUAUAAAUAAUGCUCAAAUCAUAUACAAAACUGAAUUAGAAUCAAAUUUAAACACAGACACCAAAACAAAGAUAAUAUGGGAUAGAAAAUCGAAGAGUCACCUUUUAAAACUAUGCUUGAAAUACUUUAAAGAGCAUAGUAAUAAAGAUAUUGACUUCAAUGAAAUGUGGAUAUAUAUCUCUGUCGAAAUGAACAAACCAGCCAAGUCUUGCAGGCGCAUGUACUUGAUAUUGAAGAAAAGAUACCUAAGUGCUAAUGAUAAGAAAUAUGAAAAUCUCAUGAAGAAAAUCUUAACUCUCAGACGGACUCUAGGGCAUAGCCCUAAAGAUGGAGAAGAGAGAGUUCAAGAUGUCGAAAUGAGCCGAGAAAAAGUAGAAAAAGCUCUAAAUUACUAUUUACAAAACAUUGAAGAUUUCACCAAUCCGAACAUUGAAAAGCAAUAUAUAUGGACUGAGCUAGCUACCUCCAUUUCAGAGCCGGUGGACAAAGUUUAUAGAAAAUUUAAUUUCUUAAAACAGGAAUACGCAUCAAACAAAGAAACCGAUUUCCAAGAUAUAAUAAAAGAAAUAAUAUUAAGGGAAAAUUCUAUAGGAGAUAACUUCGAUCCCACUUCUGAUAAUUGUAUUUGGUCGGACAUAGAAGUCGAGAGGCUUUUAACUUGGUACUUGGCGCAUUUGGACAAAUUUAAGAAUUCAAAAUUUGUCCAGAGCUUUCUAUGGAUGGAGGCAUCUGAUAUAUUAAAGAAAAGCCCUUUGGAGUGCUCAAAGAAAAUGUUGGAAAUCAGAGCGCAAUAUAGAACUAUGCUGAAAGAAAACCCUGAUGAAUUGAAACAAUGGAGAUCUAAUUCUUCAUACCAAGAAAUGGAGUUUAAGGGCGAGACCAGUCUCUCCCUCCGCGACAUCUUGCCUGUUAAGGCGAAGUAUUACGACAAGAAUCGCGCUCCUAAGCUACUAGGGGAACCCACGAUAGUAUACUUCCACGUCACUGUGCUGUCACUAGAUUCUAUUAAUGAGGAGAGUAUGGUAAACACCUUGUAUUAUAAUUCUUCUACUUACGUAGCGGACAUCUUCCUGGCACAAUCAUGGCGCGACCCCCGGCUUCGUCUGCCGGAGAACAUGCACGAGGAGUACAGAAUCCUGGACGUUGAGUGGCUGAAUAAGAUAUGGCGUCCAGAUUGCUUCUUCAAAAACGCGAAGAAAGUCACCUUCCAUGAGAUGAGCAUACCAAAUCAUUAUCUUUGGUUGUAUCAUGAUAAGACGUUGCUGUAUAUGGCCAAGUUAACUCUAGUUCUCUCGUGUGCGAUGAAGUUUGAAUCGUAUCCUCAUGACACUCAAAGCUGUUCAAUGAUGAUUGAAAGUUUAUCACACACUGUCCAUGAUCUGGUGUUUAUUUGGAAUUUGACGGACCCGCUCGUCGUCAAUCCGGAUAUAGAAUUACCACAAUUGGAUAUUUCCAAUAACUACACUUCGGAUUGUACUAUAGAAUAUUCUACAGGAAAUUUCACCUGCUUGGCUGUAGUAUUUAACCUUCGACGUCGCCUCGGCUACCACCUCUUCCAUACAUACAUACCGUCGGCGCUGAUCGUCGUCAUGUCCUGGAUAUCUUUCUGGAUCAAACCAGAAGCUAUACCCGCGCGGGUCACUCUUGGUGUCACAUCACUUUUAACUUUGGCAACACAAAACACGCAGUCCCAACAGAGUCUGCCGCCAGUGUCCUACGUUAAGGCCAUCGAUGUGUGGAUGUCCUCUUGUUCUGUGUUCGUCUUUUUGUCUCUGUUCGAGUUCGCAGUUGUUAACAAUUACAUGGGCCCAGUCGCUACUAAAGCUAUGAAGGGGUAUUCGGAUGAAGAUCUAUCCAGAGAUCUGGACGCUUUUAAGCACAUAUUUCCCAACUCGGUGGACCCUCGCGCCAGUACAUCCGCCUCUCUCCCGCAAUACGACACCUUCUGCAACGGACGAGAAACAGCUGUAUACAUAGAUCGCUUUUCUAGAUUUUUCUUCCCUUUCUCUUUCUUUAUACUCAAUGUCGUUUAUUGGUCGACAUUUCUAUAA
Messenger RNA from Leptosia nina, 4332 nucleotides. Lineage: Eukaryota; Metazoa; Arthropoda; Insecta; Lepidoptera; Pieridae. The record is from the annotation of a GenBank genome assembly.